AUGCCCAAUGUCUUCCAUUUUCAAAGGGUUAUCUUCUCAAACUUAUUCAAGACCUCGUCACACCGUUCGAUUCGAAGACAAGUCGUUCAAUUUGUGAGGAAAUUUGAUGGCGCGAAAAAUCGUGGAUUGCUCAACAAAUUCUUGUUUGGAAAAUCAUUGGCGUUGGUUGGAUUGACUCUGCGGUAAGUCUAGACCGUACCUUCUUUUAUCUUCUGUGUUUAGGCAAGCGGAAUGUCGCGCAAAAGUGUCGAAAAGUCUUCGAAGCGAAGGCCAACGUCUGCCAGCACCUGAAGUUAGCUGGAAGGAGCUUUUCCGGUUGAUCCGGCCCUAUCUUCAUUGGCUUUUGACGGCUAUCGCGGUGAGUGCAGCUUUCUAGAGCUGUUGAAAACUUGUUUGCUUCGGUUUAGAUCAUUGGGAGAUUAGGAAUUGACUUUUGGCCUACUACAGGGUGUUUCAAGAAAUUCCCCGGAAAGUAAUCGUCGAUUUCUCGGCGCUCAGUCAAGAUAUCCAAAAAAAUUCUUUUGCAUAAUAAAGAAGAAUAUGGGCGGUUUUUUGCCUAUGAAAAUCAUUUUCUCCGCCAACGCGGAAAGCAGUGUAUUCGGCGGAGACUUUUGGGCACUUUUUUGGUCAUCACACCCAUCUUAAACGCUUUUUUAUGGUUUCUGAUGGUUGAAAUGAGGAUUGUUUGCUGAUUUUUGCGUUUAUCAAGCGUUCACUGAAGGUACGGCAGCUGCUCGUCGUAUCUUAACUCAGCUAUGGACAAGAAAUAGCCCAACACAAUUCCUAUGGUUUGGCAAGCAUUCUCUGCAGGUGUCGUAAACCCUCAAAAAUCUUGUCGCCAAGCCUUGUGACAACGUUUAGCCAUCGAGAAACAACUUGGUUCACUGGAAAACAACAGAAUAUUUUUUUUAAAAUUUCUCUUUGCCAUGCUGUUUCGAAAAUCCGCACGGUGCGCUCCGACUUUAUCGACGUUGCAGCGACUGCAUUGCACCGUGCAGUUGCUUAAUUGGAUCGCAUAGCAUUGUAGCCGGCCAUUUUAUCCAUUGUGCAAAAAAUUUGAAGACUUUCUGGAUGCCUAAGUGUCGCAAUAAAGCAUUAAAAAUUCGUGUGAUAACCAAAAAAGCGUCCAAAGGUCUCCGCCGAAUACACUGCUUUCCGCGUUGGCGGAGAAAAUGAUUUUAAUAGGCAAAAAACCGCCCAUAUUCUUCUUUAUUAUGCGAAAGAUUUUUUUUGGAGAUCUUGACUGAGCGCCGAGAAAUCGACGAUUACUUUCCGGGGAAUUUCUUGAAACACCCCGUAUAAUAUAAUUUUUUCCAGUUUUUAGGCGGCGGUUUUAGUCGCCAUUUUGAAUGUCCGCAUCCCUCUCCAACUUGGCCAACUUGUCAAUGCGAUCAGCAACUUCCUUGGCAACAAGGAUCCCCAGCAUUUCCAGCACAUCAACCGAGCUGCCAUUAAUUUACUGACCUCUUACAUUGGACAAGCCGUUUUCACCUUCGGAUACAUCUCAUUUCUCUCGAUUAUGGGCGAGAAAAUGGCCGCGGAUCUACGAGUAACCCUUUUCCAACAUCUUUUGCAAAUGCCAAUGUCUUUUUAUGACAAACGAAAGGUUUCGGAUCUAAGUGAACGUCUAAAUUUUGAUGUUCAAGAGUUUAAAAGUAGUUUUAAGCUGUGUGUCUCGCAAGGAUUACGGACUUCAACACAGGUAGGACAUUUUGAAUUGUUUUUCUUUGAUUUUUAGGCUGUUUGGAUCAUCUUCGACCAUAUUUUUGGUAUUCACGACCUUGUUUUAGAUCGGCGGAUGUCUUAUUUCGUUGUAUCUGAUCUCCCCAUCCCUAACGCUCGCUACGGCCGGACUUUUGCCGAUUGUAAUUUUGGUUGGGACAGCGUGGGGGUCGGCGUUACGGCAUUUGAGCAACAGAUCGCAGCAACAGACCUCCAUGGCGAACGCUUUGGCCGACGAGGCCUUGUACAAUAUCCGGACAGUCAAAAGUUUCAACACCGAGAACUAUGAGACUGAGUAGGUGAUUUGCAUUAUUGUUCCUUCAUUUUUAGACUCUAUGCUGCGGAAUUACGGAAGGCCGAAGCUUUGAGCAUCGCUCUUGGCCAUGGAAUUGGCGCCUUCCAAGCGGCUUCGAAUAUAUUUUUGAAUGGAGUGGUACUCGGAGUCCUUUAUGGCGGCACGAAGUUGAUGCUCACGACCUCGGAGCUCUCCGCCGGAGAUCUCAUGUCCUUCUUGGUGGCGGCUCAAACCAUUCAGAAAAGUUUGACCCAGCUUUCUGUCGUUUUUGGCGCCGCAAUCAAGGGAUUUCAGAGUUUGGGCCGCAGUUUGGAGGUAAAUUUAUAUUUUUUUAGCUCUGAAAAAGUCUUAUUUUUACAGUAUCUUCGAGUGGACCCAGAGAGACCAACGGGCCGGCAGAAAAUCCCUUUCCAUUCACUGGCUGGCGAUGUUGUACUGGAGAAGGUCAACUUUUCCUAUGAAACUCGUCCAGAUGUCCGAGUUCUCGACGAUUUGAGUCUCCGCAUUCCUGCAGCUCACACCACCGCCCUUUGUGGACCUUCAGGCUCGGGGAAGUCGACAAUUACGGCACUUCUAUUACAUCUGUAUAAACCAACAAGUGGGGGGAUAUACUUGGAUGGGAAAAAAUACGAAGAUUUGAGUGAUGAAUGGCUUAGAAGCAGUGCAAUUGGCAUCAUCUCACAGGUAAUGGGAUGUUUCGGGGUUGGAAAGGGUUUAAAGUCGGCGAAAAUUGUUUUAGACAGCAAAAAAUUCAGAAAAUUCGAUAAAAAAGAUGAUUUUCAGCCGAAAUUUUUUUUUUAUUUGUAAGGCUUAAAAUGAAGUCGGAAGUCCAGAAUGGCCCUUAUAAUUGCAGGGGAGAUUAUUAAACAACGCUAUUCAGCACAAAAUUUGGCCUUUUGGUUAAAAAUUUUAUAUUAAUUUACCUUAUUUUAGGAGCCCACCUUGUUCUCGACGACGAUCGAAGAAAACAUUCGAUACGGCCGACCCUCUGCAACCUUUGAGGAGAUCCGUGAAGCUGCUAGAUUGGCGAACGCCGACUCCUUCAUAUCCGCCUUCCCCGAGGGCUAUAACACCAGGGUUGGCGAGCGCGGCGCCCAACUCAGUGGAGGCCAAAAACAACGGAUCGCCAUUGCCAGGGCACUCCUCAAAAACCCACCGAUUUUGAUCCUAGAUGAGGCGACGAGCGCCCUGGACAAUGAGUCCGAAGCCCUGGUUCAGGACGCGUUGGCCAAAGCGAUGAUCAACAGAACGGUCCUGGUCAUUGCCCAUCGGUUGUCCACCAUCCAAAAUGCCGAUAAAAUUUGUGUUCUGAAGGAUGGAAAAAUGGUUGAGGCAAGUAAUUUUGGGUGUUUAGAGAGCAGUAAAGUUAGUUUCAUCAAGAAAAAUUUGAUUUUUGAUCAAUUUUUGCCUAAAAUAAGGUAAAUUUUGAUCAAAAAAAUCUUGAAUACCGAUAAAAUUUUUGGUUGGGGCAAGUAAUUCUGGGAGUUUAGAGAGCUGUAAAAUUAGUUUUCAUCAAAAAAAUUUUGAUUUUGAUCGUUUUUUUGCCUAAAAUAAGGUAAAUUUUGAUCAAAAAAAAUCUUGAAUUCCGAUAAAAUUUGUUAUCUAAAAGAUGGAAAAAUGGUUGAGGCAAGUAAUUUUGGGAGGUUAGAGAGCUGUAAAACUAUUUUUCUUCAAAAAAAUUUCGAUUUUGAUCGUUUUUUUACCCUAAAAUAAGGUAAAUUUUGAUCAAAAAAAUCUUGAAUACCGAUAAAAUUUUUGGUUGGGGCAAGUAAUUCUGGGAGUUUAGAGAGUUGUAAAGUUAUUUUUCAUCAAAAAAAUUUUGAUUUUGAUCGUUUUUUUUGCCUAAAAUAAGGUAAAUUUUGAUCAAAAAAAAUCUUGAAUUCCGAUAAAAUUUUUGGUUGAGGCAAGUAAUUCUGGGAGUUUAGGGAGCUGUAAAAUUGUUUUUCAUCAAAAAAAAAACUGAUUUUUAUCGUUUUUUUACCUAAAAUAAGGUAAAUUUUGAUCAAAAAAAAUCUUGAAUGCCGAUAAAAUUUGUGUUCUAAAAGAUCGAAAAAUGGUUGAGGCAAGUAAUUUUGGGGGUUUAGAGAGCUGUAAAGUUAGUUUUCAUCAAAAAAUUUUGAUUUUGAUAGUUUUUUUGCCUAAAAUAAGGUAAAUUUUGGCAAAAAAUCAUCAUUUUUUAAUUUUUUCUCAAAUUUUAUUGCUCUUAUUUUUAGGAAGGCACCCAUUCCGAGCUCCUCAAGAAGAAAGGAGUAUAUUCCAAGCUGGUCGAAUCCUCCAAAGGCCACAAUGGAGUACUAGAUUAA
Bursaphelenchus xylophilus (pine wood nematode) is the source of this 4320-nucleotide messenger RNA. The record is from the annotation of a GenBank genome assembly. NCBI's taxonomy places the organism in Eukaryota, Metazoa, Nematoda, Chromadorea, Rhabditida, Aphelenchoididae.